Molecule: messenger RNA, 1149 nt
Organism: Aureobasidium uvarum
Lineage: Eukaryota; Fungi; Ascomycota; Dothideomycetes; Dothideales; Saccotheciaceae
Source: the annotation of a GenBank genome assembly
AUGUCGUCCGAGAUCCGACCAUUCAAGAUUGCCAUUCCUGAUGAUGAAGUUCGACGAUACUAUCGCAAGAUCAAAGACACACGUGUUCCAACGCAAGACAUCGUCCCGAAUGCGGGAAACGAGUAUGGCUUUACCACGCAAUGGGCCACCGAGUUGUAUCAAGUCUGGACCGAGAACUACAACUGGCGGGAGCAGGAAAAGGAGAUCAACCAGUGGGAUCACUUCACAACUGAUAUCGAAGACUUCAAUAUCCAUUUCAUCCAUCAUCGAUCGGAGAACUCAGAUGCGGUACCUCUGUUGCUCGUUCAUGGCUGGCCAGGCUCUUUUUACGAAUUCAGCCAAGUCAUCAACAAGCUAAGCUCUAGCUCUGCAUCGCCUUCCUUCCAUUGCGUUGUACCCAGCCUUCCUGGAUUCGGGUGGUCAAGUCGGCCACCAAAGGGAUGGAAGCUGCAGCAAACUGCUCGCCUCUUCCAUACACUGAUGCAGCGUCUUGGUUACGACAUGUUCUGUGUCCAGACUGGCGAUUGGGGGCACUGGAUUGGUCGCGAGCUUGGUGCAAACUACUCAGACUCUUGCAAGGUUGUACACUUCAAUUUUGCACCAGCGCCUCUGCCUGAGAACGUUGAGUUGACUGCUCGUGAGAAGGAAGUGCAAGGUCGGGUGGAUAAUUGGCUCGAGAACCAUAUGGGCUACGCCAUCAUGAUGAGGACCCGUCCACACACGAUUGGCUGGAUGUUGCAAGACAACCCUAUUGGCAUCAUGGUCUGGCUUGGUGAAAAAUACAAUGAGGCUGCUGAUCCAGAAAAGCAAAAGUCUUUGGAGUGGAAAAAGCACAUCCUGACGACCGUCUCGAUCUACUACUUCAGCAACUGCAUCAUGACUUCCAGCCUGCCAUACUACGAGAACGUGAGACACGAGAACUUUGCCGCAUUUGCAAUGAAGCCAGAGAACAGGAUCAAGAGCCCGUUUGGAUACACCAGCUUCUACUGGGAUACUGAGCCGAGCUCGAAGAGAGCUGUAGAAAGAACAGGUAACUUGGUGUUCUACAGGGAGAGAGAUGAUGGUGGACACUUUGCCUGCCUUGAAUGCCCUGAUGGUAUUGUGGAGGAUGUCAGAGAAAUUGUCAACAAACAUUGGAAGACAGCAUGA